AUGUCCGCGGGGAGCGCAACGCAUCCUGGAGCCGGAGGACGCCGCAGCAAAUGGGACCAACCAGCUCCAGCCCCCCUUCUCUUCCUUCCACCGACGGCCCCUGGCGCAGAGGUCACCAGCAGUGGAGGGAGCCCUGGGGGCUCCGCAGCUGCUCCCUCGGGAGCCUUGGAUGCUGCCGCUGCAGUGGCUGCCAAGAUCAAUGCCAUGCUCAUGGCAAAAGGGAAGCUCAAACCAACUCAGAACGCUGCUGAAAAGCUUCAGACCCCUGGCAAAGGCCUGACUAGCAAUAAAAGCAAAGAUGACCUGGUAGUAGCUGAAGUAGAAAUCAAUGAUGUGCCUCUUACGUGUAGGAACUUGCUGACUCGAGGACAGACUCAAGACGAGAUCAGCAGACUUAGUGGGGCUGCAGUGUCAACUCGAGGGAGGUUCAUGACAACUGAGGAGAAGGCCAAAGUGGGACCUGGAGAUCGUCCAUUAUAUCUUCAUGUUCAAGGCCAGACCCGGGAAUUAGUAGAUAGAGCAGUAAACCGAAUCAAAGAAAUUAUCACCAAUGGGGUAGUGAAAGCUGCCACAGGGACAAGCCCAACUUUUAAUGGUGCAACAGUCACUGUCUAUCACCAGCCAGCACCCAUCGCUCAGUUGUCUCCAGCCGUUAGCCAGAAACAACCUUUCCAAUCAGGGAUGCAUUAUGUUCAAGAUAAAUUAUUUGUUGGUCUAGAACAUGCUCUGCCCACUUUUAACGUCAAGGAGAAGGUGGAAGGUCCUGGCUGUUCCUAUCUGCAGCACAUUCAGAUUGAAACAGGUGCCAAAGUCUUUCUACGGGGCAAAGGUUCAGGCUGCAUAGAGCCAGCAUCUGGUCGAGAAGCUUUUGAACCUAUGUAUAUUUAUAUCAGUCAUCCCAAACCAGAAGGCUUAGCUGCUGCCAAGAAGCUCUGUGAGAAUCUCUUGCAAACAGUUCAUGCCGAAUAUUCUAGAUUUGUGAAUCAGAUUAAUACUGCUGUACCUUUGCCAGGCUAUACACAACCCUCUGCUAUAAGUAGUGUCCCUCCUCAACCACCAUAUUAUCCAUCCAAUGGCUAUCAGUCUGGUUACCCUGUUGUUCCCCCUCCUCAGCAGCCAGUUCAACCUCCCUAUGGAGUACCAAGCAUAGUGCCACCAGCUGUUUCAUUGGCACCUGGAGUCUUGCCAGCAUUACCUACUGGAGUCCCACCUGUGCCAACACAAUACCCGAUAACACAAGUGCAGCCUCCGGUUAGCACUGGACAGAGUCCGAUGAGUGGUCCUUUUAUUCCUGCUGCUCCUGUCAAAACUGCCUUGCCUGCUGGUCCCCCGCCCCAGCCCCAGCCCCCACUCCCAACUCAACCUCAGGCACAGAAGAGGCGAUUCACAGAAGAGCUACCAGAUGAACGAGAAUCUGGACUUCUUGGAUACCAGCAUGGACCCAUUCAUAUGACUAAUUUAGGUACAGGCUUCUCCAGUCAGAAUGAGAUUGAAGGUGCAGGAUCGAAGCCGGCAAGUUCCUCAGGCAAAGAGCGAGAGAGGGACAGGCAGUUGAUGCCUCCACCAGCCUUUCCAGUGACUGGACUAAAACCAGAGAAUGAUGAAAGGAAUGGUUCUGGGACCUUGACCGGGAGCCAUGAUUAUCCUGCCAAGAAGAUGAAAACUACAGAGAAAGGUUUUGGUUUGGUAGCAUAUGCUGCAGAUUCAUCUGAUGAAGAGGAGGAACACGGAGGUCAUAAAAAUGCAAGUAGUUUCCCACAGGGCUGGAGUUUGGGAUAUCAGUACCCUUCAUCACAACCACGAGCUAAACAACAGAUGCCAUUCUGGAUGGCCCCCUAG
This is a messenger RNA of Elephantulus edwardii (Cape elephant shrew), 1839 nucleotides long. It is a transcript of the gene KHDC4, whose product is annotated as KIAA0907 ortholog. Bases 1 to 1839 code for a protein of 612 amino acids. The transcript has 14 exons. The record is from RefSeq and is a predicted model, not a curated record. Gene Ontology annotation, molecular function: RNA binding. Gene Ontology annotation, cellular component: nucleus. NCBI's taxonomy places the organism in Eukaryota, Metazoa, Chordata, Mammalia, Macroscelidea, Macroscelididae.